AGAAGAAUCUUACGUAAUUUAAAUUAGACAAAAACGUCAAACUUUCAUUUUAUGUCAAAUUGACGUUUUUCUCAUCCGAAUUUCAGGUUUCCACUGAAUCAAAAUGCCUGAAGCUAAACCUAGGAACAUUGUGGAGCAAUUCUUUAUGACUGUAGGAAAUGUCUUGGAGGCUCCCGUCGUUUGGGUCCGAGAAAAAGUUGUUGAACCUAAUCAACAGAAAUACGCGUGGUACCAUCAGAAAUUCCGCAGAGUGCCCACAAUUGAUCAGUGUUACACCGAUGAUGUGGUUUGCCAAUUUGAGGCUGACGCUCAAUACAAAAGGGACAAGCAAGUAGAUACUGAAAUUCUUUCAAUUUUACGCGAGAGAUUUGAGGAUUGUGCUUUGUAUGAGGCUCCUGAUCAUUUGGAAAAGUGCACACCAUUACUGAAACAAUAUGAAGAAGCUACUACCAACUGGUUUAUCAAAUAUGGUGAUUUAGGAGCAUACCACAAUGCAAAAACUGCUUACAUGAAACAAAAGCACAGGUUGGUCUGGGAACGUAGAUAUGGCCCAGUUGGAAGUGGCAAGAAUGGAAUGCAGGAAUGUGUUGAAUAAUUAUAAACUACAAUUGAUUUUCACAACAGUAGUAAAUUUUUAAAUUUGGUUUAGUUAUUGUGAUUACAAUAAAGUUAUCAAUAAGAAUA
This is a messenger RNA of Aethina tumida (small hive beetle), 684 nucleotides long. RefSeq names its product NADH dehydrogenase [ubiquinone] 1 beta subcomplex subunit 10-like. NCBI's taxonomy places the organism in Eukaryota, Metazoa, Arthropoda, Insecta, Coleoptera, Nitidulidae. The record is from RefSeq and is a predicted model, not a curated record. The transcript has 4 exons. Bases 104 to 595 code for a protein of 163 amino acids.